Molecule: messenger RNA, 258 nt
Organism: Fomitopsis serialis
Lineage: Eukaryota; Fungi; Basidiomycota; Agaricomycetes; Polyporales; Fomitopsidaceae
Exons: 2
Molecular function (GO): metal ion binding
Source: RefSeq, a predicted model, not a curated record
GAGCCACUCUCUGCGUAUAGCUGCCCCAUUUGCUUCUCACCGCCCGUCCGGGCGACGAUGACUCCUUGCGGACACGUCUGUUGCGGCGAGUGCCUCUUCACCGCUAUCAAGACAACAAUGCAACGAGCAUCAUACACCGCACCAAUAGGUGAAAGAUUGAUCGCACGAUGUCCUGUGUGUCGCGCGUCUAUUCCGGGCUGGGAUGGAAGAGGCGGGGGUGUCAUCGGGUUGAAGCCGAAGCUAGUGUAUAGCCUAUGA